This is a messenger RNA of Brugia malayi, 9189 nucleotides long. RefSeq names its product ubiquitin--protein ligase EDD, putative (gene Bma-ubr-5). The record is from RefSeq and is a predicted model, not a curated record. Gene Ontology annotation, biological process: DNA damage response; regulation of double-strand break repair; protein polyubiquitination. The transcript is spliced from 68 exons. Gene Ontology annotation, molecular function: ubiquitin binding; ubiquitin-protein transferase activity; zinc ion binding. Gene Ontology annotation, cellular component: nucleus. NCBI's taxonomy places the organism in Eukaryota, Metazoa, Nematoda, Chromadorea, Rhabditida, Onchocercidae. The coding region runs from base 1 to 9189 and encodes 3062 amino acids.
AUGAGCCUUGUUAUGGUUCAUUAUAUCGGUGCAUUGAUGGCUUUUGGAUGUGGCCUAGUAUAUACUUGGGCCCAGACACUUUUUAGUUAUUGGAUGCAGCCAAGAUUUGCAAAAUCUGCAAUACCACAUUGUCGCUUAUUUCUAAGCUGUUUAUCAACUAUUUUCUUCAUUACUGUGGGAAUAUUUGGAACAAUACUUGGUCAACAGCCAAAAAAUUGGUUCGGCCGUAAACAACUCUAUAAAUGGACACCUGAAAGUCCGCAUUAUGUGGAACAUAUGAUUGCUACUUGCUCGGAAUGGUUGCUAGCAAUUUGUUUCGAAUUUUACAUUCUUACUUUUGCAAUCGAAUUCCGUCAUGCAAGUUGUCAUGCACCAAAGCUAAAACUUCACUUGGAUACAAUCAAUCAAACAAAGCAUAUCGAACUUCUGGGAUCUCACAAAAGCUACUGGUUAAAUAAGACUUGGUGGGUAUUGGAAAGUCGUAUGGAUGACCAGAAGCAGUUGUUUUUGUUUGCAUUCCCAGUUCCAAGUAAUGAGGAUCAUUUAAUCGAUCGUAUAAAGGAGGCAUCAAGUGCUCGGAAUCAGCAUGGCGCUGUAUCAACAGCAGCAUUAGCUAACAUUGAUGCUGAUAGUAUUGCGCAGCUUGUUGUUGGCCCGAAUCAUGUAGCAUUUCUAUUCAGGUGUGGUCGCGUUGCUCGAUUAAAAUACACUUUAACAACUGCUACUAAAGAGGAAAACACUAGCGAUGACAAAAACUCAACUGGAACAGGCGGAGGUGUCGGUUCGGCAAGUAGUGGUAGUGGUAGCGGACCUACAACAGGUAGCAGUGGUUCAUCUACCAGUACUGUAUUAAGUCGUGGUGCAAAAAUUAGACGGGUAAUGAUGGCAGCGAGACGGACAGCAGGUGCAUUGGGCGAACGUGCGGGUGUGAUUGUUGAUCGAAGUCGACCGCUUGUCCCUCUUAGUGCCAUUCCCGAAGAUCUCAUUGCUCAAGCCCAGGUUGUUUUACAAGGGAAAUCACGUGAGGUUAUUGUACGCGAGCUUCAGCGAACGAAUCUCAAUGUAAAUGAAGCUGUAAAUAAUCUGCUCAGCCGUGAUGAUGAGGAUGGGGAUGAAAUGGAUGAAGGUUCUGAAGCGUAUCUCCCCGAGGAGCUUUUGUCGUUGUUGGAUGCUGGAUUGCGAAGUGAUUCUCAUGGGAGUGCCGUAAUUGAUGGUGACAAUUUAUAUGCAAGUGGCGAAAGUUUUGAUUAUGUUGUAGCAAGGGAUAUUGCUCGAAGACGAGUAGAUAGGGAUAAAAAAAGUGACAAAGCAAAAGAAUUUUCUUCCGAAACUUAUACGCGUUUAAAAUAUGACGAAAAAUUGCAGUAUUGGGGUAAAGAAACGGAUAUGUUUCCGACGGGUGUAACGAAGUUUGUGAAAAUAGCUGCUAUGAAUAGUGAAUUAAUCGCUUUAGGCGAUAAUGGAUUUUUCUAUAGUUGGUCAUGGAAGAAUGACGGGCACGGUUCAAUGACCGCGCACCCCUUUGGUACCAAGCUUUUGACUAAUGCACCGGAUGAAGAAAAAUUUGUAGAUUUAGUAUCAUGUGCAUAUCGUGCAUGUGUUGUAACAAAUAUGAAUAGGGUAGCAUCAUUUAUGGAUGGCGAAGCAUGUGGUAUGAAGGUAGCUAACGUGCUAUUAACACCACUAAUGGAAAUACCGGAUGGCGAAAAAUAUGCAUCACUAUAUGUAUGUCCGAUGUAUUGUCUAGUGAAGACACAAUCGAAUAGUUGUUAUUGGUGGGGUAUUUAUCCAUUUAAUGAAAGACGGAAAUUAUGGGAGCGGAUGCGUUCAAAAGCGCGUCGCAGUUCAAAUCUUGCAUCACCCGAAGUGGUUGAGGGUUGCGAAGUUCGGACGAAGUCACAUCCUAUAUACACGACAGGCUCAAUUGCUUUGAACUUCAGCUCUGGAACACCAAUGGUUGGCGCUUUAAUGGAAUCAGCUUGGACGCUGUCUGAAUUAUGUAGGUUUCGAGUAAUGACACCAGCACAGCACGAUGAGAAUAGCGAUGAUGACGGUUCGUGCCUCAAUUCUUCUGCGCAUCAGUCGACUGAUAAAAAAGGCUCCUUAAAUCAAUACGGUAAAAGGCCACGUGAAGAGCAGAAAGGAAAUACUUAUCGGGAAACUGCAUGGGCACUUAAUGAAGUCAUAUUCAUCCACAAAGAAACCUCACAGGAUACAGCCAUCGUGAAAAUUGUUGAUGGAGCAUAUUGCGGAAUUGUAUAUAGACCGGUUGUCUCAAAUGAUUGUGGUGACGCAGUCAGUCAAAAUCAAGAUGCAUGUGAUUUAGGAAAAAUUCGACUGAUGCGCAAAGAUGAUCUUGUUGUUGUAACACCAAACAGCAAAAUACCUUGCUGUCCUGAGAAUUUUCAAAAGCAUAUGCAGAAAAUACAACUGCCGGGCGGUAUAUCAAUGAAAAAAGUGCACUCUUUGACUAUAGACAAUACCGGCUUACGGUUAUUGAUCGAAAGACGUGGACGACUUCAUUUAAUUCGUAUCAGUGUAUUUGGUAAAAUACAAAGUGAUCACGUCUUGCCAGUGAAUGUUUCAGCAGUAUGCAGCGCUGGAUUGCAUUUGCCACGACUUGAGAAUUACGGAGAUGAAAUGAUCAUGAUGAUAAGCGACAGUAACGGUUCAAUAAUACCGAUGGUGCGUGAUGCAACGGGAGGGUUUCGUGAGCCAGUGUAUUGCGGUUUACCCAAAAUACAUAAUUUUGCAGUUGGUUUACGGCCAUUGGAUUCUGGUGAUAAUGAAAAUACUUCAACAACUGCCAAUGAUGACUCAUCAUCAACAUCGCGGAAUGCAAAUCGUACUGGAAUUAUGGUAACUUUAAUUGCCCCAUCACCUUCAAGCAUUCGUCCUCGAAUACCAUCUCUAAUGCAGACUGUUUUGUACUGCGAUUUACAGGGUGUGGAUUUGGUGCUUGAUGCACUUUCAAAAGAAGCAGAUCGUGAGGUUGUAAAAACCGAGAUUUUGAGCUCUCGUGCAGAUGGGAAUCGAACCAUUCUUCAUGCCGCAGUCAUGAACAGUUUUGCAACGACUAACAAGGAAGAGGCAGACACAAUGGAAAUUUCAGUUGAUACAGAAAAUAAACCUUUGCAACGUUUAACAGCUAUCGAUAUGUCAGCUGCGGAAGAAACUCGUACCGCAUUUGAUAGCCGCUGGCAGCGUAUGUUAAGACGCCAUGGAGCUAAUGCAGAGGAAGAAAUGUUAAUACGAGAAUUAAUGGCAAAUAAUCCAUUGCGGAGACCAGGUCACGACGUUGGCAACAUGGAAGAUGUGUUGGCAGAUUUUGCGAGGAGCUUGAAAGAUGCGAAAAAAUCAUCUGUUUUCAUAGAAGAUAUGAAAGAAGAAGUAUCCAUGCCAAUUAUUGUUAAUGCGAAUAAUGAACCGAAAAGUCGACAGUGCAACUCAAUAGAAAUUGUGAAAACUCUUUGCUAUAACUCUACUGUGGCACCAUUUCUUCUCGAAUUGCUAACGACGAAAGAUAUUAAUGGACAUACACCUUUCAUGUGCGCUGUUAACUAUAGAGCAUAUACGGCUGCCUUUAUCCUGUGGCUUGCUGCUGAAGAGUUACAGAAGGAAGCACAAAUCGCUGGUUCUCAAGGCAAGAGACAGUCAGCUGAUGCAAUUUUAAAUUCUAUUAUAUAUCCAAUAGGGAGUAGACCGGAUGAUUCACCUCUAUUCAUGCUUUGUAUGAAUGAUACGUGUAGCUUUACAUGGACCGGUGAUGAACAUAUCAAUCAGGACAUAUUUGAAUGUCGAACAUGUGGAUUAGUUGGUACAUUGUGUUGUUGUACGGAAUGUGCUUAUACUUGUCAUCGCAAUCAUGAAUGCAGACUGAAAAGGACGUCUCCAACAGCUUAUUGUGAUUGCUGGGAGAAGUGUUCCUGUCGAGCCCUUGUUGCAGGCAAUACACCACGUCGAGAAAAACUGAUAUCCGUCUUGCUCAACAGUACAGAUCUCAUUCAUCGUACGAAUUCUAGAGGAGAACAUUUAUUAUUGUUUUUGGCACGAACAGUAGGAAGACAGAUUAUUGAACAGGAACAUUACCAGCGCCGAAUGAUGAAAAAGUCUCAGGGAGCUACUGAUACCACUCCGGAGCAUGAUCUGGAACCACCGAAAUUUGCACGCACUGCUUUCGCAAAAAUGUUGGCUGACUGGCGUGCAGUUAAAAGCCUGAUAAUGUUGGGUGUUAAGGGUGUGCAAAAUGAUGCGCUAGUGGUAGAAGAAGUGUUUCAUUUAAAUCAACAACAUGGAUGCUCACAUCUUGACAAAUUUGCUUUUAUUUUGUUAGCGAAAUGCUCAGAAACUCAUAUUGAUACUUUACUGAAUACAUUGAUAUCAGAAGCAAAUAAGAACAACGAAGAUAUGAAAAGAGACCCCGACAUCGAUUCUGUUAUUUCACGCUUUGUGCGCGCAGUUAUCAGGAUGUUUAUGCUUUUGACAUUGUUGUCACCGGCAGCCAUAACAGUUGCCACAGCUACAGCAAGUGGUAUUUCACAAGUGGUUGCAUCCGGAAACACUCCACCAAGGCGAAUCUUUGGUCCUGGCUUGCAUACUGUUAGCUUCACUGGCUUGUUAUCACUCGUUCGAUCGACAAGUGGACGUGAAAGUUCUGCCGCUAAAGAAGCAAAGAAGAAAAACGUGACUAAUUUUGUUUUGAAAUGUCGCCGCAUAUUUCAAACUUUGUUGAAUUAUUCGAUCAACGAACUGUGCAAUAUGGCUGAUUCUUUGAUUGCUCCUGUGCGACUUGGAAUAAUCAAACCUACUUCAGUCAUUGCUCAGAAUAUUACCAGUGAUCCUCUUGAUGUGAUAGAAAAGUUUUUGAAUUCAAAAGUUGAUUUGUCAACAGUUAAUACGGCCGGAGAUGAUAUUGCUGUAGUUAAGUUCGGUCGAAAACGAAAGCGUAGUACACGAAGGGAAGGAGACCAUGGUGAUGAAGAGAUACGAGAAGCGGCGCAACCGCAUAGUGCACCAGAAAGUGACAAUUCAAGCGAUUCAGAUAGUGAUGAGUCACGUCCUACACGAAGUCAAAGUUAUGUCGGUGAGGUGUACAAUGCACUUAGAAACGAAGCAUCAUCCGGUAACUAUGAUGGCGAUGAACUAUUCAGUAUGUCUGAGGAAGAUCCAGAGGAUGAUUCAGUAGAAUCAGUUAGUUCACCAGCUGAGCAAGAUGAUGAUCCAACUAGUCAAGGCAAUGAUCCUAACAUUGAUGAGGAAGAUGAGGAAAAUGAUGAUGAUGGAAAUGGUGAUGAUGAGCAAGAAUUCGGGAAUGAGGAAGACGAAGGUAAUUACGAAGAAGGUGAUGAAAAUGAAAAUGAUCGUUAUGAACAAGAAGGAGAACAUGAGGGUAACGAAGAGGGAAAUGGUGAUGGUGAGGAUGAGGAAAUGCAGGUGCAGCCAAAUGAGGAAGAUGAUGUACCAGAAAGUGGUGAUGGUACUAGCGAUGGAACAUAUGGUGUAAGAUCACGACAUGUACGACCUAAUGAACGCAGAACGAACCAGUCAUCGCGGAACACACGAGGUACGAAUAAUCUAGCUGGUGAACAACAGCAGGAUACAGCAGCACCUACUGACUCCAACAAUGCGUCACAACAGCGUGUUCGAAAUAAUGAAGCUAACAAUGCGAAUCGUAGUAGUGAUGCCACUUCGGGAAGAGUAUCCGGCGUAACAAGUGGGCGACAUAAUACAAUACCUCUGCAAUGGGCAAUGCGUCGUAUGGCCUCGAAUGUUGAGCGAUCGACCGCAGCACGACGUAGUGACAACAGCGAAAAUCGAGAAUCAAAUCCAGGCUCUUUGGCAAACUCAAAACAUUUGCGAGAAUCAUCAGAAGAUGCUGCCACUUCAGUAACUAAAACAAAUCAGCAACUUGCUUUAUCAUUUUCACUUAUUAUCAGGUUGAUUGUUGACUUAAUGCCAGUGCUUGUGGAUCACCGCGAGUUUGUGAAAAGCUCAUACACUCUUAUACCAAAAAUGCUGGAGUUGAAUGAUGCUGUUGUAAUUGCAGUUCGUCGACUAAUAGAAGAGCGUUUGUAUGUUGUGUGGCAGUGGAUGGAAACAGUUAUGGAUCGAACUGAAGCUCAAUUGCGUUUUGGAAACGCAUUGAUGGCAUCACCAGCUAUUGCUGCAGUGCUUCGUAAAGAGAAGAAACUAUCCCUUAAAAAGGGUGACGAUCGUGACACUGAAAGGCAUAGUCCUCGACCUGGAUCAGGAAAUCAUUCCAGUACACCGGUUCCUAGACAAGAUUACACCCCUGGAUCUACUACUGCAAAUAGCAAAAAAGAUGAACAGAAUUCAGAUUCGACAGCAUCACUGGAAGACUUCUUUGACUAUGUAACAGCGCUGAUGCGUUCUCAUGCUUCUGAAAACGGUGAUGAUGUUCCGAUCAUCGAGUUUAAUGCAUUGAAAGCUCUAGCUUUUGUGGCUGAUGCAUAUUUAUCGUUAAUAGAUAUGCUGGAAAAGUUAGACGCUAGAAUUGCAUUGGGCUUAAAUUCAGUUGAAAGCAUCACGAGUGACAAAGAAGUUAUCGACAUGUUUCAAAAUGAUGAAGCUUCCGUUGCUGACGGUAGCAAAUCAAGUGUGCAAGCAGGUGCACCAAUAACCGAUUUUUUCCAGCGUUCCAAUUCACUUCUUUAUCCGGGUAUUGCAUCAUCAUCUAAUUACCAUGCAUUUGAACAUAAAUGUGUCGAUUCUUUGGUGCUAGCCGAACGUCCACAACUUUUGAGACCAGAUAUUGAAAAAGAGGAAAUGUUUGGGUUACCGAUAAAGCAUAAGACUAUUUCUGAACACAGGAAAAAUGUUCGAGAACACGGUGCAAAGUAUCCAGCACAUCAAGGACUGGCUACUCCAUGGUCUAACUAUCACGAACUGUUGCCUAUAAAUACAAGUGAAGAGAAAGAGAUUCCAAUAAGUGGACUUUCACGUCCCAAUGUAAUCGUUCAUUCGAAGAAUAUGUCUAAUGAACCAAUAGUGCAAGGGAAACGUCGGCGAUUAUGUUCGUCAUCUGCUGUCCCACCACCUCGUGGUUUUGUUGCAAUACAAUUGGAAAGUUUGAAAAGUGCGUUACAUCGCAGUAAUCAAAGUCAUGUGCACAAAUCAUUGGCACGGUGGAAGAACACUUUAAAUUUGAUGGCAAAGGCAUUUAGCGAUCAACUUUUAAUCGCCUGUGGCGGUGAAGUUACGGGUUCAAUGCUUUUGAGUGAAAUGGCCGGUUUUUUGGUGCGUGAAGCACAGUUUCGUAAGAAGAUGGAAAAGUUUAAGGCAGCACAAAGCAAGGAUAUUGUUUUCGAGAUUGAACGAGACAAGCAUGAAAUGAUUGCACAGACAAUACGUCAAUUGAACGUGCAUUAUUCGCGUCGUGUUAGCAGUUCGUCGUCGGUAAAUUCGACACAGAGCAACAGUACGGAUUCUCCUCGAGAGUUUGGUUCUGUAAGAUCGGUGAGACUGGUUAAUCUUUCAUGGGCUAGCGCAAGCAAUAAAGACGAUUCUGAUGCACCUCCUCUUGCAUGCCAUAAGGUAAAAGUUACUUUCAAAAAUGAGCCUGGAGAAGGAAGUGGUGUAGCAAGAAGUUUCUAUGCAGCUAUUGCUGAUGCAUUCUUGACAAUGAAACGUUUACCAACAGAAACACAAGUUUUAGCUGCUUUUGGUAGCUCACCUGGUGAUGUUCCACCGUCGUCGGGUAAUCGUGGAUCUGGUCGCGGAAGUUAUCGUGACCGAAGUGCAAUUCUUCUGAAUAGUUUGUCAGUGGCUGGAAGACGGCGAAGUUUGAGAAAUCGAUAUACUCUAUCUGUUUCUUCUCCUUCUUAUUAUUCACGACAUCAGCCGCACCUGAAUGAACCAUCAGGUGAUAGUGAGCCAGUCGCAGCAUCUAAUAUUGAUAAUUUGGCAACUCCUCAAGCUCCAGCAGCCUGGGAGCCAGAGCGAGAAACAUUAGGCGAAAGAUUGUUGGCAAGAGUUCGAGCAAUACGACCGCAGUUAUGUAACAAAAUUACGGGCAUGUUGCUGGAUCUUCAGCCACACCAACUAAUAACGAUACUUGCCAGUGAAGAGCUUCUUCGUGCCCAAGUGGAAGAAGCAUCUGAAAUGGUUCAGGCAGCUGGUCUAGGAAAUAGUGAUGGAGGAGAUCGUGCUAAUGAAUCAGCAUCCUCGAAUCGUGGACAACCAGCACAAGCAAAAAGUGUACCAAUAGUUCGUGCUUCUAGCACACCAAAUCUCAAUUCUGCCAAUGAUUCAGGGAUAGUUAACAUGGAUGAUGAUACGGCACCAUUGUUUUAUCGUCCAAGUAGGACUGGCUAUUAUACACCAAUUGCUGGCAAAAAUUCGACGCAUCGUUUAAAUGCUUUUCGAAAUGUUGGAAGAAUGAUUGGAAUUUGUUUGAUGCAAAUGGAAAUAUUCCCAUUGCAUCUUUGCCGGCAUGUACUGAAAUUCAUACUUGGACGUCCGAUUAACUGGUUUGAUCUUGCAUUUUAUGAUCCUGUUUUGUUCGAAUCAAUGCGUACAUUGGUAUUUAACGAAGGCCCAACUCGACCUGAGCAAAUUAACAGUUUGUAUCUAACUUUCGAAGUCGCUGUACCUGAACAGGAGGGUGGAGGUACCAUGGAAUUGAAACCAGGUGGUGCAAAUAUUGCAGUAACUCAUGAAAAUGUUGUGGAAUACAUUUAUCUGUUUGUGGAAGCACGAAUGCUUGGAAAUCAUUUAAAAUGUCUUGAGGCUAUUAAGCAAGGUGUAUAUGAUGCAAUACCGCUUGGUUCGCUGGCAAAUAUGACUGCUGAGGAUUUGCGUCUAUUGCUUUGCGGAACACAAGAGAUCUCGAUGACUUUGAUGCAAAGCUACACAACAUUCACAGAUGAAAGUUCAGCAUCACCAGAACUACUUCAAAAAUUCAAAGGAUGGUUUUGGUCAAUAUGUAACAAACUCAAUAAUCAAGAAAAGCAGGAUUUGAUCUUCUUCUGGACCGGUUCACCAACACUUCCGCCAAGCGAAGAUGGUUUCCAACCAAUGCCAACAGUGCUUGUGCGUCCUGCGGAUGAUCAUCUGCCUACUGCUAAUACCUGUAUUUCUCGAUUGUAUGUGCCACUGUAUCCGAGCAAAAAAGUGCUAAAGUCGAAGCUCUUAACAGCUAUCAAAAAUAAAAACUUUGGUUUUGUGUAA